ACGGCACAGGCGUCGUUCGCGUUUGCUUGCCUGGCUGUAGCCGCUGUUUAGCCAUUCUUGGGUCUAUGUGAACUUUUUUAUUUCUGGUUUUAUUGUUGUUACUGACAUAAGAGUAUUCACACUUCGUAGCUAAAUUUUUAUGUAUGUACAGACAGCAAAUUACAUAAAUUCCGAGUAAUCAAGUGACACGUUCGACUUUAUAAUGCGCUGAUAGUUCAUACGCAAGUGACGAACGGUAGCGAUAAAUUAUUUUGCUUAUAAUGACGAGGUGAAGAACGGGAAUCUCGGUACAUUAUUCAAUCCACCAGAAGAGGGACAAAAUGGAGGAUGGCAAAGCUUCAGAAGAAAUGUGGCGUAAUAAAGGAAAAACGGAAAAUAGAAGCAGUUUAUUUGGUGGAGAAGCUGCUGCAGCCUCAGUUGAUUCUAGCUCUGCAUCUUUGGCUGAUAUAUUUGAUACUGCUUUCACCUCCACGGUGGAUCCAACACCGCAAUCACGGUUUCCCGCAGGAAAUGAAAUGGAGUAUGAGCAUUUGUUUGCCGACAGUGAUAUAGAAGAAGCUGACGUAGUCCCAGUAGAGCCAUUUCCGAGCCAAGCACAUCAUUCAAGCUCUGAAAACAAUCUUAUAUUCUGGCCAUAUCUUCCAUCUACAGAACGCAAUGCACACUCUCGAGAGUAUCGACACGCCGGACGCAUGAACUGUAAUAUGUGCCAAAAUAGACAGGAUAGAAAUUCGCGGAAAGACACAGCUGAGUCGCAAUCGGACGGCGGGUUAUGCGAGGAAAGAGUUUGUGAAAAUUACCGUCGAAAAAGAAUUCUACAUGAAAGAGAUAUUCCAGCUCAACACAAAUCGAAGAAAAGUGAGGAACAAAAACUGCGAAAUGUUCAGCAUGUCGACAGAUUGAGUGUACCUGGCCCAUCUAGAGUAUUGGAUCAUCCUGUUGAUUACAGUUUAACUGGUUCUGCAAGCCAAAAUGGAGGUGCCUUAGACGAGGGACCACAUGAUAUUCAAAAUGCUAAUACCGAUGAACCUACUUUAUGUCCUGCACAAGUACAGUUUAAACCAACACCAGAGCGAUCUCAACAAACACAUCCAAAACACCCAUUGAGAAAUGACGAUGCACCGUCUGCUCCUGAUUUACAGUUGGAUUGGUCGUCUAGCAGCGACAGCGAAAACGAAGAGGACGCUGUAGAAGUGCUUGCAACUGUUAAUCACAACAAAGGUGUCUCACAAACUGCAAAUCAAGCAGCUGGUGCUGUACCAGUGGUUGAUCUUACAACAGAAUCGGAUGAGGAACAAAGCCUACCGCAACUUCAUCAGCAUGAUCCAGCCGUGAAUUCUGGUGGAGACCGUGUUCAGUGGUACCUACACAAUGCUCACAGGGUCAAUUCUUGCUGUAUGCAUGGACCUCCAGAUCAUCGAUCUCAUAUGUACCACCACUCUCAGACAUAUCAUGCUCAUCACAGGCCACCAGUCAUUCCUUACAGUUAUACAAACUUUACUUAUCCCAAUAACCAUCCAGAAGCAUCGAUGGGAGUCACAACACCUCGUAUGUAUUCUUUACAUGAGCAACUAUGGAUAAAUCAACAGCAUAGGCAAGAAAUGUAUCGUCGCAGGCUUAAUGCGAGAGCAUCUCAUCACGGAUGCAUGACGCCAAAUUCACAAGUGCCACAACCUGGUAUGCCACAACCUGGUAUGCACUUGUGUAGCAGCAGCAGUAGCAGCAGCAGUUCGAAUCCUCGUUGCAGUGGAAGAAAUGGAGCAACAUUGAAUGAGAAUUAUCAGUCUCCACCACCACCACCAUCACCACAGCAACCUACAGUUUACAGCCAUCCAGAAAUUCUGCCUCCAAACAUGAUGAUUGGUAGUCCAUGUCCACCGCCAGUCAUGAUGCAUCCUAUUCAUCCACCAGAGACCAUGGAAUCUGGACCUGAGAUGAUGCCUUCAAUGCCGGUACACCAACAUGUGCAUCACCAUAUGUAUCAUUAUCAUCCACCAGGGCCUCGACAAAUUCCUCACCAUCUGCAUAUUAGUUUUGGUCCUCACAUGCAUCCUGCCGCCGUGCUACCUAACUGCAGAGCUCCUGGAAGCCAGGAUAUGUUGUAUUCGGCCUUAGCACUGCCGGAUGUUCUUCAUCAAGCACGGCACAUGUCAGCACGGCUUGAACAUUUUAUGCAUGUCGUCGAUCAAAGGCGCUUGACACAUAUUAGCUGCGGAGCAACACAGGAAUCUAUUGAAAGUCACACAUUCCCGCAUAAAUACAAGCGGGUAAAAAAGGUAGAGAAUGCGGAGGAUUCUGUAGAAAAGUGUACUAUUUGUCUCUCAGAGUUUGAAGAUUGUGAAAGUGUUAGGAGGCUCCCAUGCAUGCAUCUAUUUCAUGUGGACUGCGUUGAUCAGUGGCUGUGCACCAACAAGCGAUGUCCGAUAUGUCGAGUUGAUAUUGAAACAUUUCUCCACAAAGAGCUCUCGGCUUCUACAUAGCUUAAGGUUAAUAAUAUUUCGUACCAACCCCUCUUACGUGAUGGUUUUUAUUCAGAAAUUUAAAUGCAAGUCUUGAACGUAAAAAAUUUCAACUUUUCCCCGAAUAAAUAUGUACACUAAUGUCUUAGAUUUUUACGGAUUCGGUGGUUUGCGUAUUUUAUUCGAACACGAAAUCUGAUGAGAAUCGGUUAUAAUG
Molecule: messenger RNA, 2676 nt
Organism: Diprion similis
Lineage: Eukaryota; Metazoa; Arthropoda; Insecta; Hymenoptera; Diprionidae
Exons: 13
Coding region: 321-2480 (719 amino acids)
Molecular function (GO): ubiquitin protein ligase activity
Source: RefSeq, a predicted model, not a curated record